AUGUACUGGUUGAAGCGACUCCAUGAGAUUUGCAACGAGGCUGAGAAGGCUGGCGAGAAUGGGCUGGUGGAGCUUGCUGCUGAUUCUAUUGGAUUCAUGGUGAACAAUAUUGAGGAGAGGAACUCGAAUGUUAUUCGGGUAUUUGCGGCUGCAAGCGAUGAGGUGCGUCAGGAUGAACAUCUGGUGGGAUUGAAGAAUUUGGCCGAGGAAUACAGGGGCACGUAG
Molecule: messenger RNA, 225 nt
Organism: Penicillium alfredii
Lineage: Eukaryota; Fungi; Ascomycota; Eurotiomycetes; Eurotiales; Aspergillaceae
Exons: 1
Coding region: 1-225 (74 amino acids)
Source: RefSeq, a predicted model, not a curated record